GAGUAAACAUGGUGGACAUUCGCAUAUUGUUCACUUUGUGAUGCAGAUUAGUCUUUGGGCAGCUUUUUGUUCUCGUUCGUAGCUGUUGUUUCUUUAAUCUAACUUGAUGACACAUUAGAAGCCAGCUUCUAUUGUAAUUUGCUGCCAGAGAUCGUUUGGAAUCACCUCUUCAAAGAAUGUGGCUGAAAAAGGUCAUCAAACUAUCCUGAGCGUUGGGAAAAUAACGGUUGUUAUGGUACACUGCAGCUGCGUGUGAACUAAACUAUCUGGGAAAAAGCAAGAUCGCUGAAUACCUCGAUGUUGUCGGUAUAAAGAAACGGAAAUAUCACCAUUGCCUGCGACCUGUAAACUUAUUUCAUUGAACGGUUGCUAAGUGAGGCUCUCGCACAAUCGUGAUCCACCAAAAGUUUCAGAACAACCAAGUGGUUUUCUUGGCGAAAUUAUUGGUUUGAACCAGUUGUACUUUACAAGAAUUAAUGAAUACGUUAAUGCUUUUAUCUAGACCAUUGAGAAUUGAUUUGUUAUGUACUCUUGAGUAAAUUGUAUUUACAUAGACAAUGAACUCAUCGCGUCAAACAACUCAAUAUUCCGACGUUUAGAUGCAUUUUUAAAGAUUGAUUACCAGUUAUUCUGUUUUUGGUUAUUGGAUUUGUGCUUCCAAACAGUGAAAACCUUUGAAAAAAGCAGACUAACAUUUUUCUACAAUGUCACGAAUGAGGACUGGUUUGAGGCCAACAGUGCCCAUGAGACAUUCUCCAACUAAAUUUCCCCCUGUUAGCAAUGGUUUGAGGUCAAACUCUUUACCAGGGAGUGCUAACAGUAGAGAACCAGAGUGGGCAAAUGAUAUGGUGAGAGGGAUUCAGUUAAAAACAGCAUCUAAGACACCUUUGGUAGCAGCCCAUUCUCCCAGAAAAACUCCAGUAGGCCUAGAGGAGGUUAAAGCAACUACCUCAGCAAAACAACAUGGGGAAAUGACAUUUUCCAGUUCACAGCAAAGUAUGCGGGAAAGUGCCAAGGAUAAAGAAAUUGAGGUAAACUAUGCACCAUUCAUCAUUUAUUAAUGGGGGGGGGGAGGGGAGAGAGGGGAGGACUGAUACACAGCUAUCUGGGUUGCAAGCUUCUAUGGGGGCACAAGGGCUUAUUUCCCAAAAAAGUCUUGAUAAGAGACUUUCUCCCUGCCUUGUCGGCUCUAAAGAAUACAUUCUCCCUGAGGUUUUUGAGAAUAAGGUAAAUAAUACUCUUGGACAUUUUCACACAAUAAAUAUAUGCUUUACAAAUUAUUGCUGGUUUUGCACCAAUGUUGAGAAACUAUCCAUAAUAGUACUUCAAGAGUGUAUCUUGGCAUGAGAGAAUAUUAGGCUGAUUAAAACUCCAAACAAACAAACUGUAAUGCUUUUGUUUUGUAAACAGAUAGCAAUGUUAAAUCUUUUUUUCUUCAAAGUAUCACUUUAUUGUAAAUUAAAUUGAUAAGCAAAGGUAAUCUUAAUUGCUGCGUUUUUGAUGAGUAUCAAUUUUGGUACUUUCAUCUUUUCCAGAAACUGAAGUUAAAAAUCUUAUCGCUUCAAAAGCUCAUUGAGCAGCUGCGUGCAGAAAUAAAGGAGAAAACCCAUAAAAUAACAGAAUUGGAGGAGAAGCUCAAAUCACAGGUAAAGGCUUCACUUAAUACGUGGUAAGAGUCAGAAGGAAAGGUUAGAAAAGAUGUUUAACAUUUGUUUAGAGCAUGGAAUAAUGACAAAUGUAAGUCUUUUUUAUGGUUUCCAACCUCAGGCGUCAUGAUCAGGUGUUUUGUUAGCUGAUUAGCAUAGAUCUCAAUGGUGAGAUACAUCAUUUUCUGGGGAAAAAAGGAGAAUGCUUCUUCCAAGGGGGACAUAAAUAUAUUCAAGACUUUGUUUUGGUCAGAAAACAAAUGAAUGUUUCUUUACUGUUGUUAGUUUUGGAACUUUGUACAGUAAUGUUUCAGUUUUUGUUUUUUGUUCUGCCAAAAUGACAGAAAUGAAAGUUAAACAGAAUAUCUAGAGGGUCACCUAUAUAUUUAAUAUAUCACAAAAUGCUGGAUGAAUAUUAUUUUCCUUACUUAAAAAGAGACUACCUUGUUCUCUGUGUUAGAUGAUCUAGAAGUCCAUUCUCUGCCUUUGAUGACCUUGAUGGUAACAGUUAUAAUGAGAGUGAUGUUAUUUACUGUACUGUGAUGAUAUUUACUGUAAUGUAAUGAUAUUUACUCUUGUUUCAUUGAUAGGAAGCUGAGUUUGAAGAAAAGAUCAACAAAGUAAAAGCCAUUAUCACUGAAAAGGAGAAAGAACUCAACGAGAAGACAAAAGUUAUAAAAAACAAAGAUUUAGAAAUUAAUGAACUGAAAGACAGCUUUGAGAAAGAAAAGGAAGAGAUUACAAAACAAGUAAGAAUAAAAACAUUCUUAAAGUAUAAAUCAUAAAUACAGAAUGUUCGUGGCUUAUUGUAUGCUUUUUUCACAGUUUGAACUUGAAUUAAACAAGUUGAAAGAGCAACAUCUGCAAGAGCUCACUGAGCGUGAUGGCAAGAUGAAAAUCUUAAAGAUGCACAUGGCUGAUGCUCUUAAGGAUAAUUCCCGGUAUUUAAUUUGCAAUUUUUGCCUAUAAUUAUGUAAAUCUUUGGACUUCAACUAAAACUAAUUUGUUUAUAAUUUUGAGGUUUUCUUUCUUGCUGGUGUUGGCUUUGCAAUUUAUUUAAUUACAAUUUUGAUGUUUUACUUCACAGGGAGAGGCAAGUACAGCUUGAAGAACUCACAAAGGAGCUUAAAAGAGUUACGGAAGAAACUGAUGUGUUGAAAUCCAAAUUGCAGUCAAUGAAAUCAUCAAAUCAGGUACUUGGUGGAUUAUUUUAUGCCCUUUAUUAUUGUCUUCAACCCUUUCACUCCCACAAGUGACCAAGACAGAAUUUCUCCUUACAAUAUCAAUACAAUAUCAAGCAGGCAGGUGAUGAGAAUAGAGAAAAAUAUCAAUCAUGGGAUUAUUAGUUGAUCCAACACCAAAUUCUCUGAACUAACAUCAUAAGAAUUGUAUGGCAGAUAUUAAGGAGAAUAACUAAUUAGAUCUUGGGAGUGAAAGGGUUAAGCUAGAGAUGAUUGUAGUUUUUUAAUAAUAAAUAAUAAUUAUGGUUUAAUCAUUAUCCCCUUCACAGGGCGUGAAAUUGUGCCUAAUACAGGCGCCAAUGUGACUAAAUUUUUCACUUUGGCGACCAAAUCCUGAAAGUUAGUCGCCAAGUUUAGGAGCCAAGUGGCUAUCAGAAAAAAAAGUUAAUUUCACGCCCUGCUUCAUUAUUAGUUAUAUUUUGAUUAUGGUAUAAUUAACAAACAGAUUCCAUGUUACCAUAUGUAUGUUCAGUAAGAGAUCACAGAGAAGUGAAAAUGUGGUAAGAUUAAAAAAGUAGCAUGCAAGAUGUAGCUGAGUAUGACACUGAUUGUACAGACCUAUUGCAACAUGGAAUGUAUAAAUGUUUUAUGUGAUAAAUAAGCAAAAUUUUGUAAAUGGUGACAUCAUUUUUGUGACUCUCCUCCAAUUGAUCAUUAGUAAGAACCAAUCAAAAUACAUGACUUGUAUAACUCAGCUCAUGUAUGGAGGUACCAAAAUCACCAAAUUUUUUUCUCUCUCCAGACCAUCUAUUAUUUCUUUAUUUCACACUGGAAGUCAAACAUAAGCUAACAUAUUCUAAUUAAACUGCAUUUUAUCACUCUUUUGUUGUAAGUUAUGAAUUGCUGUUUUUCUGCCUUUUAGGGCAAGUGUCCAAACUGUUUUGUAAUGGAGAAACAACUCCAAUCAAAAAUUCUUGAACUAAGAGACAAAGAAGUUGUAACCAUUGAGAUGCAGCAGUUGUGUGCAAAAAUGGAACAGCAACUUGUGCAACAGGUAGAUAUUAGGAUUACCUCCAGGUGUACAUUGCAAAGCAACAUCCAUAGAGUUGUUUCAUUGGCAUAGUUGUUCAAUUUUGCCUCAAAUAAUAAUUAUUUUAAAACAUUCUAUUUACAAAGUUAUUACCAAUAAUUUGAUUCACAUUAUUUCUCUCAUUCAAAUAGGACCAACUUUUGCGUCAAUGGGCGAAAAAUAAAGGAAAGCCAGUCAGGUGAUAAAUGAGGUGAGAUUUUCUUUCUUGGUCGGCCUGCCUUAGACAUUCUGUAUGUAAAUGCUAGAAGUCAAAAUAAAUGUUACAAAAGCGAUAGAUAAAUAUUAUCCUAAUGGUAGAAAUGUGUGUCACAUAUGAAUCUAGUAGGUGGUUUAAGAAAACUCUCAGUGGUGAGGUGAAGCAUGUGAUUUGCAUUGGUAUGUUCAGGAAUAGGGCCAUUUCAAAGUUACAAAACACAAGCCAAAAAAAAAAAAACGUGCACCAAAGGUCAAUUGGUUUUAAGCACUUGAGAAGAAACACCAUGGACCUACUGUCGUCAAUUUGCCUCAAACUACUCACUUUGGUUUUUUCUAUUUUUUUCUUAACAGAUAGCAUGCAUCUGAAAUAAAUACAAUUAUUGACUACUUAGAAAAUUUGAUUGCCUAUGAAAAUAUUUAUACCCAUACGGUAGCUUUUUAUUUAAUUAAGCAAUGUAUAAUUUUAGGUGUGUAAUGUAAAAGCUCUUUAUAACUUACACUAGCAUUAAGUCUUUUGAGAUUGUAACCUCUCAAAUACCUAUCAGAGACUUAGCUUGGGAAUUGACUAUCACUUGCAAGGCAUAAUGUAGACAUAACUUAAGCCAAUUUCCAACUUAAUUUCAGUCUGUUAAUAACAGGAAGUCUCUAAAACAAAGGGUUAAUCUUUGUGCAGCCUUGUCUUUUUUAUUGUCAUCAAGAUCCCACAAAAACCACUACCUAUAAAAUAUGCAGGAUACCUUAAUCACUUUUUUAAAAGGAUAUUAUAUUUUCUUCAAAGAUAAGCUGUUAAUUUACUUUAUGAUAUUUAUAUUCUGCAAAGAUGAUUCUUGGGUGAAAAAGUGCAAAAUAUGUUUUUUUUAAUUUAUUUCAAUAAUACCAAAAAAGGAAAGACCAAAUAAGGAUAAUAUUUUGAGUAAAAGUUUUUCAAGAUGGUCAUCCCUCACCAUCCUUGAGUUAUGGGGUAGGUUUGUCAUAUGUAUAUAUAAAUAUAUAUAUAUAUAUUGGCAAGAGAAUGUUUUGACAGUGUUUGGGACUUGGGAAUCUGUGUGUAUUAAAUUGCAUUAAUCAGUGAUAAAUCUGAAGGAUUAAUGGGACUAGGUUGAGGCCUUGUGCAAGUCAGACAAUAUGUCUGAUACAUUCACUGUUGAUGAAGUUGAUCCUCAUGGCAUAAAAGAGGUCAGCUAUUUCAUUGCUAUCAGAAACUUCUUAAGUUGAGGUGCACUAAGAGCUUUAGGAGUGGUAUUAAAGGGAUUAUUUACAAGAUCAGUGUAAAAUAGUCUGCAAGAUUGACAAUAAAAC
Pocillopora meandrina is the source of this 5411-nucleotide messenger RNA. The record is from the annotation of a GenBank genome assembly. Lineage: Eukaryota; Metazoa; Cnidaria; Anthozoa; Scleractinia; Pocilloporidae.